This is a messenger RNA of Serpula lacrymans var. lacrymans S7.9, 1578 nucleotides long. RefSeq lists its product as uncharacterized. The record is from RefSeq and is a predicted model, not a curated record. Bases 1 to 1578 code for a protein of 525 amino acids. Gene Ontology annotation, biological process: peroxisome organization. Gene Ontology annotation, cellular component: peroxisomal membrane. The transcript is spliced from 3 exons. NCBI's taxonomy places the organism in Eukaryota, Fungi, Basidiomycota, Agaricomycetes, Boletales, Serpulaceae.
AUGCUGGUCGACUUUAUCAACGUUGUACCACCGGCACUUACUACAGAGCUCGUAGCGCUCGCACCGUAUAUCUAUGUCGCUAGGCGUAUAGCUGAAGUGGUCAGCUGGAAAUCAAAAUGGGAUGAAAGUUGGCUGGCGCUUGCUGCGUGGUGGGCUUUUUGCUUGCUUUCCGAGCCUAUGCUCAAACAUUGGACGCAUCAUCCAUCUCGAACUCGUGUAUCACAUGGUUCUCGUCCGAUAACUGAAAAAACUCUGCAAUCUAUACUCGCUGAUCUUACAGCCAUACACGCUCUUCUUCCUUCCAUUACGUUUCCCGUAUCGCCCCCCGCUCCUGGUGUUCUCCUUCGCAUGUGCUUGAUUCUCUACCCUCCAUACCUCCUUAUCACCUACUUUGUCCCACUCCAAGUUUGCUUAGGUAUAGCGGGAACGCUCGUUAUAACUCAUCGUGCAGGAUGGGCGAGUCACACCCGCUCUUCUCUUGCUCGCAGUGCCCACCUACGUUGGUCUUAUUAUCGCAUAUAUUCCAUUAUCUCCGGUGUCCCUCUCCCCCCACCAUUGACUCCCAAUCCCCCAUCGUACUAUACUGCAACUUCCACCAACAGAGACGCAGCGGAUUCAAGCGUUCAACCCUCCCCUAGCCUCCGUUUUCUGUAUACUAUAUACGAGAAUCAGCGUUGGUGGAUGGCUCUCGAUUGGACUGCUGCACUUCUACCUGGAGAGCGUCCAUCUUGGUGCAAUGAUACACAAGUACCAGUUCCGCCUCCUGUGGUGUUUACUCUUCCCUCAACUACCACUGCUUACGUCUCUGAUGGGCAUGGUGGGCGAAUCCGCCGGACGGCCCGAUGGACCUGGGAAGAGCCCGAGUGGCGGGUUGUUGUGAGGCGAGAGGGACAAGAGGGGGCAUGGAGAGUUGAAAGGUCUCCACCGCAAGAGAGAGAUACGGACAUCGGUGAAGAUGCUGCCGGCACUGCUGUAAGGAUGUUGAGAGCUGCGCGAAAGAGAAGCGGGAGCGGGACGGCAGGCCCGAGCUUCAGUGGACUUGGUGGAAGCCCAGAAAGGGAGAGGAAUACGGAGAGACAUGCAGAUGAGUCAUUUUUGGAGACUGUGGAAGAGGAAGAACCUUCGACUGAUGCAGAUGGCUGGGUAUACGGAGAUAAUAAAUGGGAAAGUUUAAGUAAUAAAGGAGGGAUGGGUAAGUAUACUCGCUAUCGCCGUUGGACGCGCGUAGCGGUCUUGAGUGAAGUCAUUGAACCAGUGGGACCAGGCGAGUUUGGUGUCGCUCAUGGGACUGUUGACCCGACAAGCCCUAGCACUGUCACAUCACCUGCUCUUUCUGCAUUUUCACUUUCUCCCUCGUCUAUCGGAGAGCUAGAAAAUACGUCACCGUUAUAUGAAGGCGAGGGUAUAGUAGAGGAGAAGAGGGAAGGAAGUGAGCAAUCCCAUGAACGGGAACCUUCAGCUCGGGCGCAAUCGCCGGCACAAUCCCAACCUCAAGGAGGGGGUAGUUCGGGUAGUAGUAACAGGGGGACCUCUCUGAGGCAACGGUUGAAAGCUGCCGUAGAAGGGCCAAGUCAUUAA